This is a messenger RNA of Protobothrops mucrosquamatus (brown spotted pit viper), 1940 nucleotides long. It is a transcript of the gene CSDC2, whose product is annotated as cold shock domain containing C2. Gene Ontology annotation, cellular component: cytoplasm. The transcript has 4 exons. Gene Ontology annotation, molecular function: mRNA 3'-UTR binding. Gene Ontology annotation, biological process: regulation of mRNA stability. The record is from RefSeq and is a predicted model, not a curated record. The coding region runs from base 106 to 567 and encodes 153 amino acids. NCBI's taxonomy places the organism in Eukaryota, Metazoa, Chordata, Lepidosauria, Squamata, Viperidae.
AAAAUCAUAAUCAAAACGGGCGAGGAAGCGCAAAGGCGAAGCCCAGAAGUAAAGCGUUGUGCGAGAGAAGCGCUGCUCGGGCUGAAGGAGACAGACCCUCCCACCAUGUCAUCUGACCAGACCUCUCAAUCUACAGUACCACCUCUCCACUCUCCAAAGUCACCUGUGUGGCCUAUUUUCCCAUUCAACAGAGAGGGAAGCCGGAUUUGUGAGAGGGGAAGUCAUCUUUUUCGGGACUUACCCAGCCCUCUUCCCACAAAAAGAACGAGGACUUACUCUGCGACGGCUCGUGCCUCUGCUGGUCCCAUCUACAAAGGUGUAUGUAAGCAGUUUUCACGCUCCCAGGGCCAUGGUUUCAUCAUCCCAGAGAAUGGCACAGAAGACAUAUUUGUGCAUGUUUCUGACAUUGAGGGGGAAUAUGUCCCGGUAGAAGGAGAUGAGGUCACAUAUAAAAUCUGUCCCAUCCCACCAAAGAAUCAGAAGUUCCAGGCUGUGGAGGUGGUGCUCACUCAUUUAGCACCACAUACAAAACAUGAAACAUGGUCAGGCCAAAUAAUUGGCUCAUAAACUACUUCUUGAGCCUGCAGGAAGUGGAGUUGAAUGAUAUGGUGGGUGGUGGAACUACUGGAGCAAUGAAAGAACCAGGCUGGCAAUUUUUGUUUGCUGUGUGACAUGUUUGCAAUUUUAUCUUGUCUUUUCUAAGAUCUAAUCUUAGUUUGUAAAUGUGCUUUUUUGUUAUAGAAGGGCAAGCAAGAAGUGGAAAAGUGUUGCUGGAUAGAUUUACACUUAAGUCAUGAAUUCCUGACUGUACCCAAUAGGACGAAAGUAAUCUACUGUCAAAGUAGUAUAUAUUGGCCACCCUGAUGUUUACCUGGUUCUAUUCUAAAUAAAUUAGAAAUGAAAUUGGCUAUUAUCCUAUCCCUUUAACAAAAUUUUCCCUUCCAUCUUCAGCAGAGGCUGUUGCAUUGUCAUUAAGCACCCUUCUCAGGCAGAACUGGCAUUCAGUGAGAAAGUAUUUUUCAGGGCACAAUUCUGUAUGGUCCAAACAUGGUGAAGCUGUCAUUCUUCCAGAGUUUUCUAAAUCACCUGCAGGGAUGUUUGAAGUUUUUUUGGGGUGUGUGUGUUGUAUUUCUUUACAUGUAUAAUCAUAUGCAAAGAAAGAGCCUAUAGGCUUGCUCCUGCAUUUGGAUUGCACUUCUCUACAUUUCUGUUUAUCUUUGGCUGGGUUUGAGAUCAAUGGCUUGGUUACCACUGUUGUGUAUAUAAUUAUAGUUAUAGCUUCAAGUCUUCUUUCAAAAACACUUCAUGCAUAGUGUCUGAAGUAAUUAUGCAGUAAUCCAAUAGAAUAUAACACUAAGGGAGGAGCAUUUCUAAAGACAAAUUAAUAACUCACUGUGAAGUUUUGUUCAAAUAUGUGUAAAAUGGGUGGAGGGAUUUUUUUGGUCUCAUAAAAGAUGAUAUUACCAAAAUCAGGAUCUUCUGUUUAUUGUUAUGCAAGGGAGUCAGUAAAAUUUUGCAGGUAGUUGAAGAAGAAACUUUUCUAAAUGUAUUAAUCUCAAACUGGCUUUAUUUUUUUCCAUAUGCACCACAGUGGUUUUUCCCAGUUAGCCUGAACUGUAGCAGUAUCUUGCUUCCAGACUGUUGUGAUAUACAUUCAUAUUAUACUUAACCAAUAACUUUUCUUAUUUUUUCUGUUAAUUGUAAACUAAAUUGCAUCUGUUUUUUUAAAAGGAUAGAAAAAUAUAAUACAGGAAUGGUAAUACAUGAUCUUCCAUUGAUUGCAAUUAAAAGUAUGUAUCCAAGGGUAUUCUAGAAUUCAGCCUCUACUGAAAUGUGUUAUUUUGCUGACAUUGUACUUUUCAUAUACAGUGUUAAGUAUUGCCCAUGAUUGCAUUUGUGUCUACUAAAAGUAAUACAUAAUAAAAUCCCCUGCAGAUGAA